GUCCCAUGCAGUAGAGCUGAUUAAUAAUGGCCCUUGUGUGGAGUCUUGAUUCUGUGAUCUAGUUAUUUGGCCUCACUGCUAUUCUCACACUUGUGGAUGGUAUGGUGGACUAUUAUCUAAAUUGCAAUAUUAGGUUUAUGAAUUUCCCAAUUAGUAAGUGUUAUUGAUUACUUGGUAUUAAUGAAAUAUACUCACAUUGUAUAUGGUGUAUUUUGUUAGUUUUGAUGUGAUGGAACCAACAGGAGAUUCUAAUAGUAGGUCACGGGACAUUGCUUCAUGGCCUAGUGCCGUUUCUAAUUACAUGUUGGAGUGUAUAUUGAAGCAGUACAAGAGUGGUAAGAGUGGAGAUAAUGGACUGAAAAAGGAGCAGUUCAUUGAAAUUGCCAACCAACUGAAAGAGAAAUUAUUUACUAGUUACGACUGUGAACAAGUGAGAAACCACUUCCGGAUUUGGAAGCAAAGGCUUAGAGCAUUGAGUGACCUACAGAAGCAAAGUGGAUUGGGUUGGAAUGCAUCUGAUAUGAGAUUUGAUGCUCCUCAACACUUCUGGAAUGAUUAUAGGAAAAAAGAACAAAAGUAUUGGAAGGAACAUAGUGUGCUCCCAAUUCACCUUGAAGUUGGAGCUUUGCUAAGGAAAGAGAUGGCAACUGGGAAUGAUUCAACAGUCCCCUCUGAAGCUGCCACUGAAGUUAUGAUGGACGUGACAGGUACUCAGGUUGAGGGAAUAGGGAACAAUGAUGGUGUUGACUAUGAACCUAUUGAAGACGAAGAAAGUGUUCCUUCCACUCCCAUUGGUAGUACCAGCCGUUCUUGAGAAAGACCUCGCGAGUCCGUCAAUAGUGGUAGAGAAAAGAGGAAGAAGGGUGCAGCUGAAAAGGUGGUAAGUCCAUUGAAAUCGAUUGCUAACUCAAUCGAGAAGAUGGUAAUGAGUGAAUCUCAGUCUGAAUUUGGGAGAGCAAUUAUAGAUACUGUUGAUGCCAUUCCAGACCUCAAUUUUCAAAAAAAGUUUAAGGCCAAGGAAUAUUUCAUUGCCAAGAAGAAUUCUGCCAUUAUCUUCUUGGAAACAAGAGUAGAAGAUAGGCGAAAUCUGCUUGAGAUGUACUUGCCAGAGAUUGAGAAGAAUUGAGGUGACAAAAGGAAGUGUUUGGACAUUCUACGACAAUGGUUUUAUUGAAUAGAAAAUGCAUCUAUUUGGUUGAUGUAACUUUUGGUUUAUGUUAAGUCUGUGACAAUGGUGGCAUGUAGUCUUAAGAAAUAUUAAGACAAUGGUUCUUUCUAUGUUCCUCUCUAAAUGAUUUCAAGGUUUAAGUAUGGACAACAUCAUUCUUAUUUGUCAUAA
This is a messenger RNA of Macadamia integrifolia, 1339 nucleotides long. RefSeq lists its product as uncharacterized. The transcript is spliced from 2 exons. NCBI's taxonomy places the organism in Eukaryota, Viridiplantae, Streptophyta, Magnoliopsida, Proteales, Proteaceae. Bases 203 to 814 code for a protein of 203 amino acids. The record is from RefSeq and is a predicted model, not a curated record.